ACAAAUUUUUUUUUGUCUAGAAUAGAACAAUAGCGCACAGUGAAGUAAACAUGUCGAUGUGUUGAGCUAACCUCCUAUUAACACCAUACAAGUUGACAGAUCCAAAGUUGUCAAAUAGCAGCAAAAAAAAAGAAAGAGCAACAAUCGACGAAGUUGUUUACGUUUCUUGCACGGGAGCGUUGCAUUCUCUAUUUCCUACCAAAAAUCUUGAUUUAAGUCUCAUUCCCGAGCAAUGCUCGUGUUUUAAACUGUGAGAAAGGAUUCACCAAACCAAACGCAACAUGCAGCGCGAGGAAAAGCAGUUGGACAUGCUGCUGGAGGCUGUCCUGAACCGGCUGAACGACCUGAAACAUUCGAUUGGCGUGAUGAUACACCGACUGGAGACGGAAUACGAGACGAUUAACUGGCCCACGUUUCUGGACAACUUUGCACUAAUAUCCAGCCAUCUCACUGGUUUGAUGAAAAUUCUAAGCACGGAAAUCGGCACACCACUGCGCAAUCUGACCGUGCUGCCGCUGAUGCUAACGCCCGAGCGGGACGAAGCGCUGCUGCAGCUUACCGAAGGCCGUGUGCCGAUCUUUUCGCACGAUCUCGCUCCGGACUAUCUGCGCACGAAGCCGGACCCGGGCGCGGAAAGCCGGCAGGCGGCACACGAAGCAAAGGCGAACAAUCUCACCGUAGAGGCAAGCAUGAAACAGGUUGCCCAGUACAACAAGGUCAUAUCGCACGUGUGGGACAUCAUCAGCAAGGCGAAGGAGGACUGGGAGAAUGAAUCGUCCACCCGGCCCGGCAUCCAGCAGACCAGCUCGAUGGCGGACACGCAAGCGCUGGUGGCUGCCGUCGGGCUGGGCAAUGGGUUGACCGCACCAGUGGGUCCGCCGACCGGGGCGGGCGUGAUGAUUCCACCCGCGAUCCGGCAGGGCUCGCCGAUGAGUGCCGUUUCCCCGUCCGGCAAUGCGCCGAUGGGCAAAAUGCCGUCCGGCAUCAAAACAAACAUCAAGUCCGCCAACCAGGUGCAUCCGUACCGUUAGCAGUGUACGCUCUCUGUGAAAUGCGCAUUAGCUUGUAUUGAAAAUAAACACAAAAUCUUCUAUCUUUACUCUAA
Anopheles merus is the source of this 1105-nucleotide messenger RNA. It is a transcript of the gene MED8, whose product is annotated as mediator of RNA polymerase II transcription subunit 8. NCBI's taxonomy places the organism in Eukaryota, Metazoa, Arthropoda, Insecta, Diptera, Culicidae. Gene Ontology annotation, molecular function: transcription coregulator activity; RNA polymerase II cis-regulatory region sequence-specific DNA binding. Bases 282 to 1031 code for a protein of 249 amino acids. Gene Ontology annotation, cellular component: mediator complex; core mediator complex. Gene Ontology annotation, biological process: regulation of transcription by RNA polymerase II. The record is from RefSeq and is a predicted model, not a curated record. The transcript has 2 exons.